CCAAAACCAACCCUCAAACAUGAAAGAUCACGAGAUCAAGAGCCUCCACGGCAACAGAAGAUCCCCAAAACGGUCCAUCUGCCGCUCCAUUUUCACCUCCCCGCUCUUCUACCUCACUCUCGCCUUCCUCGCCUUCUUCGUCGGCUACUACACCGCCACCUCCAACCCAUUCCCCUCCUCCUCCUCCUCCGCCGCCGCCACGAACAACAUCAACUUCCCCUCCCGCCUAGCAGCCACAACCGCCGCCAUGACCCUCCCACCGGAGAUCGACAACUUCCGCGUCGCGCCCAACUGCAUCGACCCCAUCCCCGCCGACCUCAUCCGCGAAACCGUCCUCACGCGCGUCUACGGCGGCGCGUCCCCCUUCGACAACUUCCCCCCUCCCCACGUCGCCAACUCCCUCCGCCACCGCAGCCUCAAGGGCUGGGGAUCCAAGGGCGCCGUCUUCCGCCACCUCAUCGAGGAGGUCCGCCCCAAAAUCAUCAUCGAGGUCGGCACCUUCCUCGGCGCGUCGGCCGUCCACAUGGCCACCCUGACACGUCAGCUCGGCCUCGACGACACGCUCAUUCUGUGCAUCGACGAUUUCCGCGGGUGGCCGGGGUUCAGGGAGCAGUUCCAGUUCAUCAACCACAUCAACGGCGACGUGAUGCUGUUGUAUCAGUUCAUGCAGAACGUGGUGUAUAGUAACGUGACCGACUCGGUCCUUCCGCUCCCGUUCUCGACCGGUUCGACCCUGUCCAGGUUGUGCCAGUGGGGGGUGACCGCGGAUCUGAUCGAGAUCGAUGCGGGUCACGAGUUUAACUCCGCUUGGUCCGAUAUUAACCGGGCGUUCCGGCUGUUGCGACCGGGUGGGGUUAUGUUCGGGCAUGAUUAUUUCCGGAUGGGGGAUAACCGUGGGGUGAGGCGGGCGGUUAAUCUGUUUGCUCAGAUUUAUGGGCUUAGGGUUCAGACCGAUGGCGAACAUUGGGUGAUCCACACCUCCUGAUUUUGGUUCACCCAAGUUUGAACACGAAUUUUGUUUUUUUAUUUUAUACUUUCUUUAUAACGAUGAUCGGUGUCCUGAUAUUUGAAUUUAGGGUAUGAGAGAUAUUAUCAUCCCUACAUUCAUAUUGUGUUUGUUAUUUGGGUUUCGUACUUUUUUAUAUACCAAGUUGAUUCAUUUGCCAAGUUAUUAUGUGUAUGUGAUGUGUCAUAAACCAGUUGGUCCCAAUAACUCGAGUUGUUGGGAGAAAGUUAUGCUGGAUCUUAUACAGGUCCGUGUGUGGUGCUUAACCACUUCCUUACAUGAUGGGAUUCAAAUAAUAGAAAACGUCUUGCAUUUUCCAUUUCUUCUUGAACAAAGAAACUUGACUCUUUUGGUAUUUUCAAACCAGAUAUGAAGGUGCAAAUCAAAUACGGGUUUGAGUUUCAUAAACAUUCCAAUAAAAAUCACGUUCAUGGCCAGGGUGACACUAGCAAUAUACAAGUAAAAUGAGUGUAGAUAACGUUAAUAAUUUUUAACCUUAAAACGCUAACUUCGAAUUUUCAUAUGGUUACACUCCCAAAAUAAAACAUUUUCUCCAGUACAUUUUCAUCUGAACCAACUAAAUCAUAAAUUUAUUUCAGCAACAUCACCAAAUUGAUGAAGAAGGUUGGUUAGAAUAAUUCCCCGCCAUUAACAACAACAACAACAAAAAAAAAAAACAAUAACACGUAAAACAACAAGAAAUCACAUCCCUCCACACUAAACCCUACAUGAAAAAACACAUGAAAUAAAAGAAAAUACUGCUCUAGUUUAAAAUAUUUCAAAGAUGAUAAUUAACUACUACCAAGUUGUAGCUGGCACCUGUCAACCAUAGUAGCUAGCUACUAGCUAAUUAUCAUCCAUAUUUCAAAUUCAUGGCUAACAUCGGAUAAUCUCAAUGAUUCAAACUUAGAGGCAUUUACUCAUGCCUCGUCCUAAGUUAGUUAGAUUCCAUUUGGUACACUUUUUCUAUCUGAAAUUUGUUUACAACUUAUAAAUGGAUGUUAUUAGAUUUAUUCUUUGACUUUUAAUUAUAAUUCGAAUUAUUAACAUCAAUUAGUUCUUCGUAUAAUAUUAAAGUCCUUGAAUGAGAGAUCUAAUAUUUAAAUUCCGACUUCAAAUAACUGCUCUUGAUUUAAGCCUAUAAUAUAACAUAUUUGCACAA
This is a messenger RNA of Linum trigynum, 2168 nucleotides long. NCBI's taxonomy places the organism in Eukaryota, Viridiplantae, Streptophyta, Magnoliopsida, Malpighiales, Linaceae. The record is from the annotation of a GenBank genome assembly.